Molecule: messenger RNA, 903 nt
Organism: Coniosporium apollinis CBS 100218
Lineage: Eukaryota; Fungi; Ascomycota; Dothideomycetes
Exons: 2
Coding region: 1-903 (300 amino acids)
Molecular function (GO): oxidoreductase activity
Source: RefSeq, a predicted model, not a curated record
AUGGCAACUGGAAAGGCAGAUAAUGAGCAGCUCAAGGGCUCCAAGCUCUUCGACGUCUCCCAUGUCACUGCCAUUGUGACAGGUGGAGGAACUGGUAUUGGUCUCAUGAUCACGCAAGCUCUUGUUGCGAAUGGCGCAAAGGUUUACAUCACUGGGCGAAGGGAGGAGGCGCUUGAAAAGGUGGUCGAACUUUACAAUACUGGGCCGGGCAAGAUAAUUGCGCUUCCCGGGGAUGUCAGUGACAAGGCUGACGUUAAGCGCCUCGCCGACGAGAUGGCCAGCAAGGAGCCCAAAGGCAUUCAACUCCUUGUUAACAACGCGGGUGUCGCACAGGACGAAAAUACCAAAUUCUCCUCCGCCGGCCAGCCCGACAUGAAAGACCCUGUAGCCAUCUCCGAACACUUCUGGAAGACCGAACCCGAGCAGUGGACCGAGACUUUCAAGGUCAACGUGACGGGCGCCUACUGGAUGUCGAUGGCGUUCUUACCACUACUUGCAAAAGGACGGGAUUCUACACCUGGCUACACCUCCAGCGUCGUGAACGUCUCAUCCAUUUCAGGGCAGAUGAAAGGUUCGAGCAUGGGCCAAUUCGCCUACGCUUCCUCCAAGGCCGCUGUAACGCACCUCUCACGCAUGCUGGCCUCGACCUUCGCGCAGACAAAGGUUCGCGUCAAUGUCAUUGCCCCUGGCAUUUUCCCGAGUGAGAUGACGGCAGGUGACUCUGGGGAGGACAACAAGUCAACGCUCGACAUGGAGCCAUCGAACCCGGCUGGCAGGCCCGGACAUGAUGCGGAUAUGGCGGCGUCGAUACUGUUCCUUGCUGGCCCAGGUGGUCUGUUCUACAAUGAGCAAAUCUUGUAUCCCGAUGGAGGGGCAACACUCGUGCAGCCAGCGGCGAAGUGA